GGAAAACUUGACUCAGUUCCAAGAGGUCAUUUGCAGUGAUUCCUUCUAGUACUAUCUUUAUUUGAUUCACUGGCCUGAUGCACAGGUUCCAGGUAAAAGCAAUCGAGAGGUCCGAGCUGAAACCUGGAGAGCGAUGGAAGAGCUCUAUGAGAAAGGUUUGUGUAAAUCAAUUGGUGUAAGCAAUUUUCUUAUCAGCCAUCUUGAGCAACUAAAGGAGGACUGUGUGAUUACUCCACAUGUUAAUCAGGUUGAAUACCACCCUUUCCAAAGACCUCAGGAGCUGGUUGAUUAUUGUAGGAGCAGAAAUAUUGUUUUUGAAGGCUACUGUCCUUUAGCCAAAGGUGAAGCACUCACCCAUCCUACUGUCAUUCAGCUGGCAAAGAAGUAUGGCAGAACUCCAGCACAGAUUUGCAUACGCUGGAGCAUACAGAAUGGGAUUGUCACUAUUCCAAAGUCAACAAGGGCAGAACGGGUAGAGGAAAACUGCAAGGUGUUUGAUUUUACAAUAGCAGAAGAUGAUGUUGAAAUUCUGAACGGAAUGCAUGAUGGGAGACAUGUUUCCUGGGAUCCAAGUUUUAUUGUGUGAAUCAAGGUUUUUGAUUCUAAUCUGAGGAAAGAAGAUAUGAAAUUUUUGAAAACUGAAUAUCAACAGAAAAUUAAUUUAUCUAACCUAUUCCCUGUGGAAAGAAUAAUUUAAAACCAGAUUGUUCUAAACUGGAAAAGCGAUUUAACUGGAACAUUGAUUAAUUUUAAACUGAACAAUAAAUCUGAAUUGUUCUCUUAGGUACUCAGUAUACUGGAGAAUCAGUAUAAAUGGUUUGUAGUUACUCUUAUGUAACAAAUUAAUAAAAUAAUUUAAUUUA
This is a messenger RNA of Agelaius phoeniceus (red-winged blackbird), 863 nucleotides long. Its product is annotated as putative oxidoreductase YtbE. The record is from RefSeq and is a predicted model, not a curated record. NCBI's taxonomy places the organism in Eukaryota, Metazoa, Chordata, Aves, Passeriformes, Icteridae.